AAGAAAAUAUGCAGAUAGAAAUCACCAAAAUUAUAGAUAAAGUAGAAAUAGAAAUAACAAAAGAAGAGAUGCAGAUAGCAAAUAAGUUAGAUAGUCAAGAAGAAGCAGAAGGAAUAGAAGAAUUAGAGACUAGACAAAAAGAAUAA
Messenger RNA from Scutellospora calospora, 146 nucleotides. The record is from the annotation of a GenBank genome assembly. NCBI's taxonomy places the organism in Eukaryota, Fungi, Glomeromycota, Glomeromycetes, Diversisporales, Gigasporaceae.